AUGGGGAUACCUGGAAAGUUUAGAACCAUUCAGAGUAUUUCAACUUCCUUUUCCACCCAGAUCGGCAGACUGGUUAUUGGACAGAAUGGUAUUUUAUCCACACCUGCUGUUUCAUGUAUCAUCCGGAAGAUCAAAGCAGCUGGUGGAAUUAUCCUAACAGCUAGCCACAGUCCUGGGGGACCUGGAGGAGAGUUUGGAGUCAAGUUUGAGGUUGCUAAUGGAGGACCUGCUCCAGAUAUGGUUUCAGAUAAAAUCUAUCAAAUCAGCAAAACCUUGGAGGAAUAUGCCAUUUGUCCCGAUCUCAAAGUUGAUUUAUCACGCCUAGGAAGACAAGAAUUUGAUCUGGAGAACAAAUUCAAACCUUUCCGAGUGGAAAUUGUGGAUUCUGUGGAUAUCUACCUCAAUCUCCUUCGAAGUAUCUUUGACUUCAAUGCGAUCAGAAAUUUGCUGACCGGACCCAACCAGAUUAAAAUACGGAUUGAUGCCAUGAAUGGAGUUAUGGGACCUUAUGUGAGAAGAAUCCUGUGUGAUGAAUUGGGAGCUCCUGCAAAUUCUGCCAUAAACUGUAUUCCUCUGGAGGAUUUUGGUGGACAGCCUCCUGAUCCCAAUUUAACAUACGCAACUGCCUUGCUGGAGGCUAUGAGAGGUGGCGAGUAUGGAUUUGGAGCUGCUUUUGAUGCUGACGGAGACCGCUACAUGAUCCUUGGCCAAAAUGGUUUCUUUGUUAAUGCGUCGGAUUCAUUGGCUAUAAUUGCUGCCAAUCUGUCUUGCAUUCCAUACUUUUGUCAAAUGGGUGUCCGAGGAUUUGGCAGGAGCAUGCCUACCAGCACAGCCCUGGACAAAGUGGCAAAAAUAAUGAAGGUUCCUGUGUAUGAGACACCAACAGGAUGGAGAUAUUUUUCCAAUCUUAUGGACUCUGGACGUUGCUCGCUUUGUGGAGAGGAAAGCUUUGGCACUGGGUCUGAUCACCUUCGAGAGAAAGAUGGACUAUGGGCUGUGCUAGUGUGGCUUUCAAUCCUAGCAGCUCGAAAGCAGAGCGUGGAGGAGAUUGUCAGGGAUCACUGGGCAAAAUUUGGCCGGCACUACUACUGCAGGUUUGAUUAUGAAGCACUGGAACCCAGAACAGCAUAUUUCAUAAUGAGAGACCUGGAAGCUUUGAUCACUGACAAAUCGUUCAGCCAUCAGCAGUUUGCUGUGGGUAACAAUAUCUACAGUGUGGAAAGAACAGACAGCUUUGAGUACAUAGAUCCUGUGGAUGGCACUGUGACCAAAAGACAGGGGCUGCGGAUUAUUUUUUCAGAUGCUUCCAGGCUUAUCUUCAGAAUGAGUGCUUCUAGCCAUGUGAGAGCUACUCUCCGGAUCUACGCAGAGAGCUAUGAAAAGGAUCCUAGCCAACACAAUAAGGAACCACAGGCUGUGCUGAGUCCUCUUAUAGCAAUCGCACUGAAAAUAUCUCAGAUUCAUGAGAGGACAGGGCGAAAGGGACCCACUGUCAUCACCUGAAGCCACAGAAGAGUGUUAAACCAGGGCCAAAAGAGGAACAGCAAGGAAGAGACAGGACCUUGCUGAAACAUGUUAGCCAUUUGUGCCUUGUAUGAUUUUAAAAGUUUUCUUGGGGAUAGAGGUAGAGGGGGAAGAAAAUUCAAUAUAACAUUGAGCAUAUUCAUUUGCAUUGAUCUCCAAAUACAAUAGUGUAUUGACUUCUUUGUUUUACCUGCAAUAUCUUAAUUUCAGAUAAC
Messenger RNA from Nipponia nippon (crested ibis), 1739 nucleotides. The record is from RefSeq and is a predicted model, not a curated record. NCBI's taxonomy places the organism in Eukaryota, Metazoa, Chordata, Aves, Pelecaniformes, Threskiornithidae.